Molecule: messenger RNA, 1365 nt
Organism: Anopheles bellator
Lineage: Eukaryota; Metazoa; Arthropoda; Insecta; Diptera; Culicidae
Product: T-box-containing protein TBX6L-like
Exons: 5
Coding region: 1-1365 (454 amino acids)
Biological process (GO): positive regulation of DNA-templated transcription; heart development; cell fate specification
Cellular component (GO): nucleus
Molecular function (GO): DNA-binding transcription factor activity, RNA polymerase II-specific; RNA polymerase II cis-regulatory region sequence-specific DNA binding
Source: RefSeq, a predicted model, not a curated record
AUGACCGCCGAUCUCAUGGAUUUACGGAUGCACCAUCACCUGGCGCUGCAGUCCGAGUUCUAUCGCCAUCAGAUGCAUCAGAUGCAACGUUUACCGGAUCCGUACCCGGCGAUGCUACCGGUGCCGCCACCCACACGCCACACCAUGAUGGUGCCACCGCCCCGCUACAACACCCUGCCGGACGUGGACGUCAAGCUGCAGAACCGCGACCUGUGGAGCCAGUUCGCCAAGAUCGGCACCGAGAUGAUCAUCACCAAGAGUGGCCGACGCAUGUUCCCCUCGAUGCGCCUCUCCGUGAACGGGCUGGAGGCGGAAGAGAACUACUUCAUCCUGCUGGAGAUGGUCCCGAUCAGCGACUGUCGGUUCAAGUUCAGUGGCUCGCAGUGGGUGCCGGCUGGCGGAGCCGAACCCCAGAGCCCACAGCGCAUCUACUUCCACCCGGACGGGCCGGCUCUCGGGUCCCACUGGACAUCGCAACCGAUCGUCUUCAACAAGGUCAAGCUCACCAACAACACACUCGACAGCAAUGGCCAUAUUGUCCUGACGAGCAUGCACAAGUAUCAGCCACGGCUGCACGUCAUCAAGGCCGCGGACGCCACCCAGAUCCCGUGGGCUCCGCAGCAAGCGUUUACCUUCCCGGAGACGGAAUUCGUCGCCGUCACCGCUUAUCAGAACGAUCGGAUCACUAAGCUGAAGAUCGACAACAACCCGUUCGCGAAGGGAUUCCGCGAGACGGGCCAAUCGCGCUGCAAACGCAAGGCUGGUCUGCUCUCGUCGCCCGACUCCGGCCACGGUGGCCGCAGCUCUUCAGAUGACGACGAAUCGGACGGCCCAGAAUCGGACGCUAGUCCGGAUGCGAAACGUCCACGCACCGCCGCCAGCAUGGCCCGAUCGCUGUCCUCACUCGACGACAGUGAGCUGUCGGUGAGCGAUGGUUCCUCGAGCGGCACCAGCUCACCACUCGUCGUCGACGACUUCGGAGGCUCACCGAUGCGACACCACGCAGCACCGCCACCGCCUCCGUCGGCACGUGCCUUCUAUCAGCCCCACCCGGCCCUGUUCGGGGCCCCCGGUGUCCAUCUUCACUCACCGCACGGUUCGUGGAUGGAGCUGAUGUUUCCGUUCGCGGCGGCCGCGGCCGUUGGUGGCCGGUGCCCGCCACCCGGCAACUCACCGGGCCUGGAACCGAGUGCACUGGUGCAGGCCGCCCAACAGUUGCAGCAGUUCGCCCGCCGAGAGUUUCUCCCGCUUGCCACAGCAUCCCCGGCAUCGGUAGCCCCGCUCGACCAGCCGUCGAUCAAGAAGCAGGCGCGACAGCAGCAGCUACCCUUCAGCAUCUCGGCCAUUCUGGGCCACGAUCGGUAA